GCCCCAGCUGAGAGAUCGAUUUUUCAGUGAUCACGAGGGUUUGAUCUCAAAUAACAGCGUURGCGAACUUUAAAAAUCCUUUGUUUUGAUCGAAUUUCUUGUACAAUUGUGUACAUUAAUAAUGUCCUAAUGGAGUGGACUUGAUAUAUUGUAAAAUAGUGCGAAGAUGGCGUCAAAUUACAGCGGAGACGACAGUUCUCUGGAGAGAUCCUUCAAUGCCAGCACCCGUAGUUAUGGACGUGGAUCGCUCCGUCCUACGAAAUCUGUGGYUUCCCUUGAUUCAGUAACUCCUCAMGUUGACACUUCAAUAUCUGAUACAGUCACCCUAGAGCCAAGGGACAAAUUCACACUGUACAAAGUAAUUGUCAACGAAGGAAAUUCAAGCUGGGUCAUCUACAGAAGAUAUCGAGAUUUUCUACUUCUUAAUAGAAAGCUUGCCAAAGCUUGUCCCCAUUUCCGGCUUACACUUCCAGGAAAACGAUUAUUCUGGGACAAUUUUGCUAAAGACUUYAUUGACAGAAGGCAACAUGGCCUGGAAGAAUUUAUGAGAAAUGUGCUUAGCCACAGAGUUCUUGUCCAAAAUGUACACGUACAGAGGUUCUUUCGAUUUGACAACCCUCCACAGCCGAAUGAAUGCUUGGAAGCUUGUCAGUCUUAUGCACAGUCRCUUGAAGUGUCUCUAGCAAGUUUGCGGUCAAAACUCAGAGAUCAGAAUGCAGAAGUUGCAAGUUUAAAGAAUGAUUUAGCAAGAACAAAGUAUCAAAAAACUGAGGAGAAUAAUGGGGCAGAAAAAGACUCAAAAUAUGAUCACUUGGUAGAGGAUGCCACCAAGAGCCUAAAAGAGCAGCUUAAGAUUUCCCAAGAAAAUGAGCAAAAACUGAGGAAUGAAUUGGAGCACCUUCGAGAGGAAAUGAAAGCUGAAAAGCUGUCACUGGAAGCAACAAGACACCUCGAAAGACAAGAAAGGGAGCUGAAAUUCAGGAAUGACAUGCUUAAGUUYUGCCAGGACCAAGAGGAGAUCAAUUCUGCAGUCCAGGGUCUUGUGUCAACUGCAAGUGAUUUGAAUAAAGUGAGGCUUGAUGUUGGUGGCAAGACUUAUGAGGUUAAAGCUGAUGAUGGCAUAACACAGCAGAUAGCAGGAUUGAAAAAGGCUAUAGAAAAAGCUAGUAGUGAUGUUCAAACUCUCCACAGGAAUGGCUUAGCAAUAUACCAACGCGAGGCUGAGAAUUUACAGAUUGAACUUCAAARGGAAUCAUUACAAUGCCAGAAGAGAAUCCAAGAAGCUGCAGAACUCAGACAAAAGCUUGAACAGCAACAUUUGCAGUACCGAGAAGAAAGAAAGAAACUGGAUGAUUACAUCAAAUCACUGAGAAGAAGCCUACACGAAAGUCACCAGUACUCGAAUUCAACUGAAGAGAAAUAUUUCUACUCGUUGGUCAUUGGAGUKAAACUGAAUAUGGCGGCCCGUGGCAACCGUGURGUCCAYAUCAACCAGCUUAAUCCAAUGAUUUUAUUUGAACGGGUCCGCAAUCACGGAAUAUCAAUAGAGCAMUGGCCGAGUUGGCUAUCUCGUGAGCUAGCAACCGCGUCAUCCUGGGGAGAGGACAUGUCUACAGGGUGUGGUUAACACGUGGGUCAUCUUAAUCUUUGAGUCAWAUAUUAAAAGAUUCGUUGUUAGUUUUUACCUUCUGUCAAGGAAAUGACUUUGAACGGCUUUUUUGUAUGUUUUCUAGUGCAUUUUGGAAUCAAUUUUCUUACUCCUUCGUAUAACGUAAACUAGAACGCUAAGUUGUGUCUUUAGAACACAGGAAGCCCCUACCCCCCUAAAAAGAACACAAAACUCUGCACGUUGAUAUUGCCUGUAUUGGAAUUUUAAGAAUAUUAAAAUUGAAAAGUUCGGAACUAUAAAAAUAAAAUUAUUGGAAAUUGCUACCAAAUUGCACGAGAAAACUGCAUGGUUGCUUGAUAUGAUAUCCGUGAAAAAAUUACCAACAACAACUUUCUCAGCGCAUGUAACAGGUUCGAUAUAUUUAGUACGGUCGAAUGUCCAAUUCAUAGUUCACGAGACGGAAUGGUCUAAUUGGUUAACUAUCCACCAARCUAUAGGGAAAACUUUGAAAAAUAUACGAUAAAAAACAAGUUUUUUCCAAUAUUUUUUCGAUCAUUUUUUCUUCAUUCAAUAUGCGAUGGACAGUGGUCUAUCACGAAUACUUCAUAGUUCAGCAGCCAAUUAGAAUUUUGGAUUUGUAAUACGGGCCAUAGUUUGAUGGAUACGAACCUUCUUGGCCAAUCAAAAGCAAGUAAACUUUUCACCUAUAUUGCUCUAUUUUAAACCGGUCAGUCAAUGAACCCUCAUCKUGAAGUGUGUUCUUAAUUUUCACAUUUUUUUGGCGUAACAAGUUCCCCUCAGGCAUUUCGGGUGGGAAGGCGGGAAGAUUACUGGCGGGAAAUUUAUUCAAGAUGGCGGCCAUUGUWCUUUUUGCAACCAAAAGUCUUUUAAAAACUAACAACAAAUUAAAAUUGAUAUAUAUAUAUAUAGCUAUAGGAUUUAUAGAUUAGAUUAUAAGUUAGAACCUCAUGUAUAUAUUGCAUAGAAAAAAAAAACAGGAUCAUAAAAUCAUUGAAAAACUAAAAAACGGAUCCGAGAAAUUUGACCAGGAGCUACACAGAACUUCCUCCACUAUGAAGAAUUUCUACUAAUUCUACGCUAUUUACAGUUUUCACUUUUUAAAUAAUGUGAAAUCAAAUAUUCAAUUCCAAUAACUAUUUAAUUAGCAUGUAGUGAUUGCCGUAAAUUCAGAUUAAAUGGGAACAAAAAACGUCAAAAAGUUAAAAAAUAGAUAGUAAACUACACAAAACUAGAUGCGAAUGGAAGGUAGUUUGGAAAGCCACUUAGAUGUUUCAUAACAAAAAGUGUUGCGAUUUCUUUCACUGCGGUUACGGACGUAAAAUAGAAGUGAUAUAAAAUUUCAACAAUUUAAUUUUGCUAGAAAAGUGAUURAACUUUAUCAGCCAACUGUUGCUAGAAAUUUCUUUACAUUUGCAAGUGUCUUUUGAAGAUAUCAGGGGUAAUUUUUUUCAGUGGCUAAGCUUGCGACCUUUCAACAGCAACUUUUAUUUAGUUUUUGACCCCAUGUUUUCGUUUAUUUUCUAAUUUCGAGCUUAAAAAAAGGUUUCAGUUAUUAUAUCAUUUUAUUCACAACAAGUACAGUAAAAAAUUGUAAAUAUCCGACAAUAAAACGGAAUCGAGUUCCUGCACGAAAGCGAAACCACAACCAACAUAAAUCAAUGCAACCACUUCAACUAAUCAAAACAUCCUUUACACAUUAACAUUUUAGAGUUUAUAUAGCGAGAAUAACUGCAAUUUAUGUAAAUAGAGAAAAAGUGUACCAUUCAAGUUAUUUUUUAUGAUCUUGAUAUAAAGCAAUACAUCGAAAAGGGAAAAUAAAGACGAUUUUCACCCAA
This is a messenger RNA of Exaiptasia diaphana, 3465 nucleotides long. Its product is annotated as sorting nexin-4. Gene Ontology annotation, biological process: endosome to lysosome transport; protein targeting to lysosome; early endosome to late endosome transport. Lineage: Eukaryota; Metazoa; Cnidaria; Anthozoa; Actiniaria; Aiptasiidae. Bases 167 to 1627 code for a protein of 486 amino acids. Gene Ontology annotation, molecular function: phosphatidylinositol binding. The transcript is spliced from 14 exons. Gene Ontology annotation, cellular component: extrinsic component of endosome membrane; late endosome; early endosome. The record is from RefSeq and is a predicted model, not a curated record.